GCGCACCAGCUCGUCGGCUGUCCCCUGUUCGGUGGCUGUCCCCCACGCUGGCGGCUGCUGGUGACCGGCACAGGAUGAGUGGGUGCCCAGUGGGUGCUGUGUGGGGUGAGGGUCACCAUGCAGGCAGCAGGUUUCAAGUGCCCCAUUUGCUCCAAAUCCGUGGCUUCUGACGAGAUGGAAAUGCACUUUAUCAUGUGUCUGAGCAAACCUCGCCUCUCCUACAACGAUGACGUGCUGACCAAGGACGCUGGCGAGUGCGUGAUCUGCCUGGAGGAGCUGCUGCAGGGGGACACGAUAGCCAGGCUGCCCUGCCUCUGCAUUUAUCACAAAAGCUGUAUAGACUCAUGGUUUGAAGUGAACAGAUCUUGCCCAGAGCAUCCUUCUGAUUGACCCGCCGAGCGUGCUUGCUGACUUCUCUCUAAGGGCACCUUGCUAUACCUGCUGUACCUCCUCUCCCCGUCCCCCCCGCCCCGCCUGGAGUUUUGGGCUGACUUUAAAUUCCUCAAGAAGACAAAAAUAAAACCCAGAAACUUGAAUCCACUUGGGACAACGGCGCAGUUUUUAUUUUAUUUUAUUAUUUUUAUUUGUUCUGUUGUUUUUCUGCUUUUUUGUUUUGGUUUGGUUUUUUUUUUUUUAAUUUAAAAGACUUAAAACAAAAAGAAACAUCCAGGAGACAACAACAGUGUUGAGAAAAGCGGAGCGACCUGCUCUCCCCUCCACAGCUGCUGGUCACCAGGAGAGCUCUGCCUGCCAGGGAGGCCCCGGGGACGCCCUCGGCCGAAACCCUGCCAUGAUGUUUGGCUUUUCUCCCCGAAGCAAAAGGGGAAAGCUGCCGGGGGACAGCCGGCCAAACGGAGCACACGGCAUUUCUCACCGGCAACCCCCCCACCUCCCACCCGGACUCGCCCGGGGGCUCUGCUCGGUUUUUUUGCACUGACUAAAACGGGAAAUUCCUCCUCUCUCCCAUCUCCCUUUUGGAGAUCUCCACCCCGGCCCCGGCAGUGUUGAGAUGGGGACUCUGCCCCACGCCGGGAGCGGGGCCACUGCUCCCCCCUGCUGAGUCGCAGGGGUCCGUCUUUCAAGUGUUUACAAUGAGAAAAAAAAAAGGAAAAAAAAGGAAAAAAAAAAGAAGAAAAAAAGAGAAAAUGGACAAAAAAAACCAAACAACAAACCACAACUGAAGCUUCGUGUUGACUGGCGUGUUCUUCAAUUUGAGCUUCCCUGCCCCGGUGAUGUUUACAGACUGGUCACUCUUUAACUCAGCUAUAACCACUCAGAGACUGGAGAGCUGCAGCAUCCCCGCCGCCCCUCCUGUGCCCCCUCGCCGGGCUCCUCUUGCCAAAACCGCCUCCCCUCUUUCUUUUCCAUCGGCUUUGAGUUGGACCCUUUUGAGGAGGGUAUGGGGAAGGCCCCAAUGGCCCCCCCAGAUGCCCCCAGCCACCCCUAGUCACAGGGGUGGCUUUGCUGGAGGUGCCAAGAUGGUGUCAUUUCAUGGCAGUGACCCCCCUCGCCCAUCCCUGUCCCCUCCUGGCGCGGCGGGCGCGUUUUCGUUGGUGAGACCUCCCCUGCCGGUGGCCGUGCCCCUGCGGGAAACCUUUCUGUAUUUAUAUAUUAAAAAAAAACCGGGGGAAAAAAAGAGUUCAGAGCUUGGGGGGAGCUUCCUUCAUUAGUCAAGGUGUUUUGAUAUGGUAUUAAAACAAUGUUCAAUAAAAUAUUCACUGUUAUUUUA
Molecule: messenger RNA, 1729 nt
Organism: Cyanistes caeruleus (blue tit)
Lineage: Eukaryota; Metazoa; Chordata; Aves; Passeriformes; Paridae
Source: RefSeq, a predicted model, not a curated record